ACGCCAUUUUGGCAAAAGGGUGACUGGCAGUCCGGUGGACUGGGAGGCUUGCGUUACCCCUCCCUCAGCCCCCUGAGACCCAUUGUAUCUGGCCUGCGCAGUGGGAGUCGUUUAGCCAUAAAACUUCGCAUCCUUGAGCUGCAGGAAUAUCUGGAGGCCUUCUCCACGGCUGAAUCCAUUUACUGUCAACUUUCCACAGCCGCGGAGACUCGCUUGAAAACGCUGAAUACAGAGGGACGCAGAGAGACGGAGAAUCGUCUUCGUGACCUGAAGGCUGAAUUAGAUGACCUCAAAAGUCGUGCGGAACGCGAGCUGGAUCUCUGGGCUAGCGUCGCGUCAAAACGAGAAAGGGAUUUGGAGUCUCUCCAAACAACUGCGGCCCACCUGAAGAAACUCAACGAGGAGGUUCAUGACGAGGCAAGUUAUACUCUCUUGUACACUUCUUCCCAUCAACAUCUGCUACAAGUCAAACAUAGUUUUUGUUCAGUCCUUCUAAACGCUAAAAUCAUAUCACAUUACAACUAUAUUUCGCGGAACUGA
Molecule: messenger RNA, 540 nt
Organism: Dibothriocephalus latus
Lineage: Eukaryota; Metazoa; Platyhelminthes; Cestoda; Diphyllobothriidea; Diphyllobothriidae
Source: the annotation of a GenBank genome assembly